Messenger RNA from Prunus dulcis (almond), 1879 nucleotides. RefSeq lists its product as uncharacterized. The transcript is spliced from 4 exons. Gene Ontology annotation, molecular function: single-stranded DNA binding; 5'-tyrosyl-DNA phosphodiesterase activity. Bases 87 to 1583 code for a protein of 498 amino acids. Gene Ontology annotation, cellular component: cytoplasm; PML body. Lineage: Eukaryota; Viridiplantae; Streptophyta; Magnoliopsida; Rosales; Rosaceae. Gene Ontology annotation, biological process: double-strand break repair. The record is from RefSeq and is a predicted model, not a curated record.
GAAGAGUAGAACAACAAAAAUACCAAAAAGCGAGCGCUAGUUUUCAAAAUUGGGUUUUCGUUCCUAACAAUGCCCUCCAAAAGUUUAUGGCGAUAAAGUUGUUCAGUACAGCAGCUUCGCUAACUUUCCCAAGUCAUCUUCUCCACCGUCCCAUAAUAAACCCUAGAAAAACCUGUUAUACUCUGACCGUACAAAUGUCUUGGGCAUGCAAAAAAUGCACCUUUGUCAACCCCCCAACCCCAUCUCAAAAACCCACUUGCCAAAUCUGCUUAUCACCAUCAUCAUCAUCACCACCCCCAUCACCAGCAUCUUCUUCUAUUCCAAAAUGGCCAUGCAAGGCCUGCACUUUCUUGAACGCUUACAAGAACUCUAACUGUGAAGUCUGUGACACCAGGGCUUCAAUCUCGUCCCUCUCGAGUUUUGAGGAUUUAACCGAUACGGGGCUUGAUGGUGGAGACCUCGAUUCUUCGGUAGGCUCUGUUUUCUUGCCCCUGCAGCGUUGCAAGAGGAAGAGGGUUGAAGACCCAGUUGAGGUUAAUCAGGGUUCUUCCAGUUUCAAUGUGGUUCGAGAGGUCAAGGCGUCCGAUAAGUUGACGACUGUAUCGGGUUCUUCCAGUUUCAAUGUGGUUCGAGAGGUCAAGUCGUCCGAUAAACGGACUUCUGUAUCGGGUUCUUCCAAUUUCGAUGUGUCUGGAGGGGUCAAGGUGCCCGAUAAGGGAAUGAAUGUCUCGGAGGGAACUAGUUUUGGGUCUUCUGGUGUGGGUUUGACGACAUUGAAAAUUCUGAGUUACAAUGUCUGGUUCCGAGAAGAUCUAGAAGUGCACAAGAGAAUGAAAGCUCUUGGUGACCUUAUCCAACAGCACUGCCCAGAUCUCAUUUGCUUUCAGGAGGUCACCCCGAAUAUAUAUGACAUCUUUCGGCAAUCUGGCUGGUGGAAAAUGUAUCAAAGCUCAGUUUCGAACCAGAUGGCAGAUUCAAGACCAUACUUUUGCAUGCAGUUAAGCAAAUUGCGAGUGAAGUCCUUCAGCUGUAAGCCCUUUGGAUACUCUGCAAUGGGGAGAGAACUUUGUGUUGCUGAAGUAGAAGUCCCGGGGGACAAACAUUUGGUUGUUGCCACUAGCCAUCUCGAAAGUCCUUGCCCCGGCCCUCCAAACUGGGAUCAGAUGUACAGUAAAGAACGUGUAGAUCAGGCAAAGGAGGCCCUCAACCUUUUAAACAAGAACCAAAAUGUGAUUUUUUGUGGUGACAUGAACUGGGAUGACAAGUUGGAUGGUCACUUUCCUUUACCCAACAAAUGGAUUGACGCAUGGGAAGAGUUGAGACCAGAGGAAAAUGGAUGGACAUAUGAUACCAAGUCCAACAUGAUGUUGUCUGGCAACCGGAAACUGCAGAAGCGACUAGAUCGAUUUUUGUGUAGUCUGCAUGAUUUUAGAAUGAGUAAAAUUGAACUGAUUGGGAUGGAUGCAAUACCAGGUCUAUCUUAUAUUAAGGAAAAAAAGGUGAGGACCGAGAUCAAGAAGCUGGAGCUCCCUGUUUUGCCUAGUGAUCACUACGGCUUGCUUUUGACAAUCUGUAGCCAGUGAUGUCAGUUUGGUGACAUAAAUGAUAGAGUUUAUCGUGUGUGCACCGACCCUUCUCUUGUGGCCGACUGGCAAUCCUGCCAUGCAUGCCUUGCAUGGUAUUUUGAGUAUAGAUUGCAUAUGAAUAUGAUAUGGAAGUUGGAUUGUUGCGUUUACAUUUUGUAUGAAGUUUCGUGGAUGAAAUAGUUCACUUAAAAUGCAACUCCCAAACUGAAUGGCUUGUAUUUUGUUUAGUAUCUUCAGAUUCUUGUUAUGAACAAUGACUUAUAUAUUUUCUAAUUAAUUCCCCCCUCUCAUAA